AUGGGAGACCCUUCCAAGUCCGCCGAAACCCUAUUCCCGAUGGAGACCGUCUUCCCGCAGAUCCCCGACGAAGCUUUCAAUCUGUUCCACUCAAUCGAUCGGGAACUGUACGCCCGCCUCGUCCAUAAUCUCCGGCGGGAUCCGGCGGAGUCCGUCGAGGUUAUAGGUUUCUGGAUGUGGCUCGAGAGGGAGACCACUAAUCUGAAGCUCGUUUUCAGGCUGCUCUCGGUGCCGCCCCCUUUUCUCAAUGACCUUGCCGACGAAACGGCGUCGUGUCUGAAGUUCAUCGCCGAUCAGAAUUACGAUAACAAUAACUAUUCUCAUUAUAAUAAUAAUAAUAAUCUCGGCGAUGGCAACAAGUUUGAGAUUCCCUUGUUGCGCGAAUUCCUGGGAAAUCCGGCGGUGGCUCUUCCCUUAUUUCAUCAGAAUCGGGUUUCGGUGCUUCAGGGGGUAGCCAGUGUCGUCAACACUGUCUGCGCGCGGGCUUUUGCUGACAUCAUCCCUCCGCCGCGUGGCGGCGGCGCCGGCGGUGGCUACCAGGUGGCGGCGCCGGUGCACGGUCCAGUGGUGUAUCAUCCUCAUCCGAACGCGCCGCCGUUUGUGCCGGGAGGUGGACUGGUCCAGGUUGCGUCGCCUGUGGCGGCAGGAGGAAUGGGGUUUUCGAUGCACGGGGUUGCACCACCACCGCCGCCGCCGCCGCCGGGGAGCUUUCCUCCUCAGGCAGGGAGGCGCCGCAAAGAAGUGUUGGGCGGCGGUGGUGAGGAAUCUAGGAAAUUUGCAGCAGGAGAAGUGCCGGUGGAUGAUCGAACAAUUUUCUUGACAUUCUCCAAGGGCUACCCUAUAAGCCAAGAAGAAGUCAAGGAGUUCUUCUCUAGAAAAUUUGGGGAUUUCAUCGAGGACUUGAUAAUGCAAGACGUGGGAGGAGAGGAGCAAGUGCUGUACGCGAGAAUGGUGGCGCGGGUUGACGCCAUGGGAGUGGUGCAAGAAAUAGUCGGGGGAAACAAUAAGGCUAAGUAUUCCAUAAACGGUAAGCAUGUCUGGGCAAGAAAGUAUGUGAAGAAGCAACAUCUGCAGCAGCUCAGGGAAAGCAGCACUGGAGCAGGAACAGGAACAGGAGAUUCUUCUUCUGCUUAA
Messenger RNA from Andrographis paniculata, 1134 nucleotides. RefSeq lists its product as uncharacterized. The record is from RefSeq and is a predicted model, not a curated record. Lineage: Eukaryota; Viridiplantae; Streptophyta; Magnoliopsida; Lamiales; Acanthaceae. The transcript is spliced from 2 exons. Bases 1 to 1134 code for a protein of 377 amino acids.